AGUGUUCAGUCAGGCGUUGAUAGCUGUCUGCGUGCAGCUUUUUCAUCUUUCCGUAUUCAAUCCCAAUACGCGUUUUCUACACUCUCCCCUCUUCUUUUUACUUGCACUUCUCCGCCACCUUUCCCUUCUCUUCACAUUCUACACACUACCCGAACCUUCUCUCUGCAUCUGCUCCCAUGGCUGCCGUCUCCUUAUUCCGACUUUCUCCGCCCCUCGCCGCCGUCCUUCUGCUCUCCUUCCUCGCCGCCGUACAGUCCAUCGGCGUCAACUACGGCACCCUGGGCGACAACCUCCCUCCGCCAGCUCAGGUGGCGCAGUUCCUCAAAGAAAAGACCACCAUCGACCGCAUCAAGAUAUUCGACGUUAACCCCGACAUCCUCCGCGCCUUCGCCAACACGGGAAUUCUAGUCGCCGUCACCAUCCCCAACGGCGAGAUCCCUGGCCUCACCGACGCGGGCUACGCCCGCCGCUGGCUCGCCGCCAACAUCCAGCCGUUCUAUCCGGCAACGAAAAUCAACUACAUCCUCGUCGGAAACGAGAUCCUCCACUGGGGCCCGCAGAACCUUAGGGACAAUCUCGUCGCCGCCAUGCGGUCGGUCCACCAGGCCCUCCUCCUCUCCGGCAUCAAAGAUAUCAAAGUCACCACCGCCCAUUCCUUAGGAAUACUUGAAUCAUCGGAGCCGCCGAGCCUGGCCAAGUUCCGGCCGGGCUGGGACACCGGAGUUCUCGCCCCAUUGCUGCAGUUCCAUCGUGAGACCAAAACUCCUUUCAUGGUGAACCCGUACCCGUACUUCGGGUACAGCCCGGAGAACGCCAACUUCUCGGUUUUCCAUCCCACCAAAGGGGUGUUCGACAAAUUUACUAGGAGAACCUACGGGAACAUGUUCGAUAUGCUGAUGGACGCAGUCUACGUAUCCAUGAUGAAAUUGCGCUACGGAGAUGUAGAGAUUGCGGUGGGUGAAACGGGGUGGUCGGCGCUCGGCGAGAGCUUCGAACAGCCGAGAUGCUCGGUGGCGAAUGCGGCGGCGUACAAUGGGGGACUGGUAAGGAAGUACAAAUCUGGUCGGGGAACGCCAUUGAUGCCAAGAAAGAGGUUCGACACGUACAUAUUUGGAUUGUUCAACGAGAAUCUGAAAACGGGGCCUCUGUCUGAGAGGAAUUUCGGGCUGUUUCGGCCCGAUUUCACGCCUGUUUACGACAUUGGUGUCCUGCGCCAAGGAACUGCUGCUGCUCCUCAACAGCCUGUUCCAAGACCGGCAUUGCCUGCACCUGCCCAAGAGGGGAAGAAGUGGUGCGUGCCAAAGCCAGACGCAACAGAUGCUGAACUGCAGGCAAACAUAGACUAUGUUUGCAGCCAAGGUCUGAACUGCCAGCCGAUUCAACCAGGUGGCCCUUGCUUUGACCCCAACACCGUGAGGGCUCAUGCCUCCUUUGUCAUGAACACCUACUACCAAUCUGAAGGCCGCCACGAUUUCAACUGCGACUUCUCCGGCUCCGGUGUCUUAACGUUUACUGACCCCAGUAAUGGUCCUUGCAAAUACGUUUCUUGAAUCCCCAAUAUGUCAUUUUUAUUGAGAUAUAUAUGUACUUAUUUUUUAAUUUAGGGGCUCUUUCUCAUCUUGUAAUCUUUACUCAGACGAAAAAGGAAAAAAACAAUGUUGUACCAAUCUUGAUGUAGUUUGUAUUUAUGCAUUCUUUGUGCAAUUUGAUCUUCUACCAUACAAAAUUCUGCCAA
Sesamum indicum (sesame) is the source of this 1735-nucleotide messenger RNA. The record is from RefSeq and is a predicted model, not a curated record. Lineage: Eukaryota; Viridiplantae; Streptophyta; Magnoliopsida; Lamiales; Pedaliaceae.